Messenger RNA from Chenopodium quinoa (quinoa), 1437 nucleotides. RefSeq names its product SNF2 domain-containing protein CLASSY 4-like. Gene Ontology annotation, biological process: gene silencing by siRNA-directed DNA methylation. Gene Ontology annotation, molecular function: ATP-dependent chromatin remodeler activity; ATP binding. The record is from RefSeq and is a predicted model, not a curated record. Lineage: Eukaryota; Viridiplantae; Streptophyta; Magnoliopsida; Caryophyllales; Amaranthaceae.
CAUAGCAAGGCUAUUAGGAAGGCAAAGCUUUGUAUAUGGGCCAUGGGAAAGGGUUUACUGGGGAUUAGCUACCGGAUGUUUGAGAAACAUGCCGGAGAGAAGGGCGCAGAUGAGAUAAUCAAGAAAGCCCUUCUUGAGCAGUCUGGUAUAUUAGUUCUUGAUGAAGGCCACACACCUAGAAAUGACGAUAGCUACGUUUGGAAGGUCUUCUCUGAAGUGAAAACAAAGAAAAGAAUCAUACUUUUCGGGACCCCUUUUCAGAACAACUUUGCGGAGCUAAACAACACACUUUCUCAUAUAAGAGAAGUGUUUGGGGAUCCUUUUUUGCGCGGGAAUCAUUUGCAGAGUGGAAGGAAAAAUAAGGCAAACAAAAGGGGGUUUUAUAAUGAUACUAGCAAGGUGAAUGAAGAUAGAAGAAUUGAAGACUUAAGGAACCGUCUAAAGCCCUUUGUACAUGUUCACAAAGGGGAGAUCUUGAGAAAGAUUCUUCGCGGGCUAUUUCAUUCAGUGCUUCUACUAAAGCCCUCUGAGUUGCAGAAGACUUAUAUCCGGAAAUUGGAUGUGUUCAAGAGCGGCUUAUUGUUAGAAUACUUGGUUUCUAUUGUCUCCGUACACCCUUCUCUUUUGUACAAAUGUGAGCAAGUUUCUGCUUUCAUUGACAAGGAAAUGUUGGAAAAGCACGAAGCAGACUUGGAUGUUAGGGUAAAGAUCAAGUUUCUCUUUGAGCUCAUCAAGCUCAGCAAAGGGGAGAAAGUUGUGUUUAGCCAAUAUCUGAACCCUUUAACCUUAAUUAGAGAUCUGCUGAAACUGCACUUCAAUUGGACCGAGGGAAAUGAAUUUUUGUUUAUGGAAGGGAAGCAACGCCCAAAGAUAAGGCAAUCGUUGAUAGCGCAAUUCAAUGAUCCCGGAAGUGCGGCAACGGUUCUUCUAGCCUCUACCAAAGCAUGUUGUGAAGGGAUUCACCUUGUUGGUGCCUCAAGGGUGGUCUUGCUCGACGUUAUUUGGAACUCUUCUAUUGAAAGGCAAGCCAUAAGCAGGGCUUACAGGCUAGGUCAGAAGAAGGAUGUCUAUGUUUAUCACCUCAUCAUCACACUGGAACGAGACAAGUAUGAGAGGCAAGUGGCAAAAGAACGUGUGUCUGAGAAAGUUUUUAUUUCUUCUGAGGCUGAAGGAGUGCAUAAUACAUGUACAUUGUCGAUGAUUUCAGAGGAUCAGAUCCUAGAAGAUCGGAUCCUAGAAGAGAUGGUCGAACACGAGAAACUGAAGUGCAUGUUUGAGAAGAUCAUCUACCAGCACUUCUAGGAUCCGAUCUUCUAGGAUCUGAUCCUUUGAAAUCAUCGACAAUGUACCUGUAUUAUGCACUCCUUCAACCUCAGAAGAAAUAAAAACUUUCUCAGACACACGUUCUUUUGCCACUUGCCUCUCAUACUUGUCUCG